This is a messenger RNA of Marchantia polymorpha subsp. ruderalis, 8910 nucleotides long. The record is from the annotation of a GenBank genome assembly. NCBI's taxonomy places the organism in Eukaryota, Viridiplantae, Streptophyta, Marchantiopsida, Marchantiales, Marchantiaceae.
GGUUGGUGGGAAGGGGCACUUCCCGGUGCAGAUUGGGAAUCCUUGUCGAUCUAGUACCCACUCCACUCCUGCACGAAGCAGUUGCUGCUACCUCCGCAUGCUGUCGGAGUAUUUUCUGCAAAGGUGGUGCCUGGAGAUGGCUCGUUGUGUUUCCAGAAGUGCCCUUGUGACCUUCCAGAGUGGAUGAAUUCCGUCAUCGUUGCGAUGGUUCGGUGGAUAUGGCGUCCCUUACCUGCUGGAUCUCGCUCUAGCUGCUUGGGGAGCUGCCAGCACUACAAAGUCUAUUUUCAGCUGGAGAGUCUGAUUCGAUGAUUCGAUCGAUCUCUUGGAGGUAUCCAUUCUGCAGCUUCUUCUGCUCUACAGGGGAUGAGUUUUCGUCCGAGUUCUGGUUGAAUGAGGUGUGGGGACUGUGACUCGAAGCUACCUGAAAGUGAUUGACUGAUUGAGCAUUUGAGGUUGAAAGUGACUCGGCCACGAAAGAUCGUGAAUGCAGGACCAUGACCACCACUGAAGGCUUUCGCACUCUUGAAGCUUUGUGCUUGCGGUUUCCACUUCUCCCGGCUGUGCAUUCCAGUAAUUUAUGCUCCAAGACUUCCAUAGCCCUCGCUAAGAUAAACUCAUAUUUGAGUCUCGUGCGCCAGACUCCAUCUCAGAGGUCAGCAGUUCCUGGUAUGUCUCAUCGAGGGGAUGAGGCAGGGAAUUGGAUUACAGUCCUUGAAAUCAGAUGAAUGAUGAUGCCCUGUCGAAAGAUAGAGAACUCAAGCUGGCCCUGAAAUUCGAUCUUUUCUCACCUGACUGCCGGUCCGAUCUGAAAUUCGCUAAAAUUCGCAGAAGGACUGAACUCCAUACUGCGAGUGUUCUGUCAGUUUGGUUGCCUUAGAUUGGGCAGACCCUAACAGUCGAGCCACGAGUCUCAUGACUACAGAGCGUCCUUUUUGCUUGUCGUCGUCGUCCAUGCCUAGAUCUGACAGCCACAGUGACUGAGAUCCGAUGCCUUCAACCGAGCUUCCUACAGUAACAUCAGAUUCCCCUGCGCAGAGUCCUGGUUACGAAACUGGCCGGUGAUGAUGGGCAGGAUGAUGCUACACAGGCCUCGAUCGGGACAGAGAGAUUACUCGAGCACAUAAUCAGCUUCUCGACCAUCUAGCAAUGCUGGAGGUGACACCUACUGUUGGAACAGAUCCCAGAAGUGGGUCCCACGACAGAAGCGAGGAGGAUGAUGUCGUUGGUGCACUUUGAGCCUGGAAACACUUUAUGGAGAUUCUGUGUGAGUCUUGUCGUCGUUGUUUCUAGCCCCACUUACAGGCUGGAGAAGAUUCGCUUGUGAAUCUAUUCUGGUGAUGGGCACAAUUCGGACUGAACGUGCACAGCUGCAGCAGACAUGACACAACAUGACAUGCGCUUCCUGAGAGGGAACAGCAGAGGCCGCUUUUGUCAUGAUCUUCGACAGCGACCUUAAAGCUGCAUCUACACAGCUCAAUAUAAGGAUGUGAAGGUCCUUCGAUCGGCAGAAGUUUCGGACGAGAGAACUUCCCAUGCCCCGAUAGUGAGCGAAACUAUCAAACGAGCUGUCGAUCGACCUUGGAUUCACGGACAUCGCGAUGAAAUUCUGUGAUGAAAUGCGUUCUUCGAACGACUCGAACAUGUCACACUGAUCUUCGGGCUCAGGUCACCACGAGGUUUGAGCUUUUCAGUGCUCGUGGGACUCCAGGCAUAGCGCAUGACUACUGAUGGACAAUUGGUUGUGAAUCUAAGAGUAAGGGAAGAACGUGAUUCCAAUUUUUUUAUGGAAGUAACGGAAUUGUAGAAUUGUCCUCCAGAAUUAUACCUCGGGAUCUCUUUCUCCAAGUUGACCACGUCUACCUACACCUCAUCCAGCAAAAUCUUCGUUCGUGACUGGAAUCCAUCUUCUGACACCGAAGACUGUGAUUCAUGACGUUUAUAAGGAUCUCGGUCUAAGACCAUGGAUGGCAAUCUGGAGCCCGUAGUCAACUAGUCAAAGGAAAGUGGGGCCCAGUCAAGCUGAAAGAUAUGCAACUUCAGCACGAGAAAUCGAUUCAACAAUCGAUUAGAGUAAAGCUUCACAGUGUGAGAUUCACGACAUCCCCUCUGAUUCUCAAAUCACGCCCCCAAAAGAGCCCCUGAACAAGUCCGAACUCCGAACCCAUCGGGGCCAUGGCAGCCCCUUCGAGGACCCGCCGGACCACUGUCAGUCCCUGUCAGGGCUGGACCUUUGUCAGUCCCUAUCAGGGCUGGAUCGGCGCAGUGGAUCUGACGCUGUGAGCCCGGGCCAGUAUUGCCAUCAACAACAACACAUCGAGAUACCAUUUGGCAUCAAAUUUCCCGUGAACAUUCGAGCAGAGCAGACAGUGUGACAGAAAGUUGUGUCAUGGUGGACCGCUCAUGCUCUGUAGAGAGCUGGAGACAAGUCGAGGUCUAUGAACGAUGUCGUUGACUGCGUGAUGGUCACGACAGUAUGCAGUCCUUGCAAGAUUAGAGAUGAUGGGAGAUUAUGCGGAAGUUUAGGUUCCCUAUGCCACAAGUGUUCUGAACUCGUGCACCAACCACUCGCUGUGUGUUCCUCGCAGUAGCUGGGUCGUUGCUGAGCUAACACGCGAGUCAUGUUCAUGUAUGCCGGCCAUGGAGAUUGUGACCUAUCUUGCAAUUCCCGCCCACUUUCAAUCUUGGCUCUCAAGGAAUCGAACCCCUCGACAGCUCUCAUCUGCCGAGACAAUCACGGCACGACGUUUUCAGAACAUACUUCGUCGAUUUCUUCGACCUCUCCCAAAGUUUCCAUCAGAGCAGGGGAUUACUUAUUGUUAUAAUUUCGUAACAGUGUAAUAUCCAUGUGACGAAAAAAGUUCAGGAGGCUGGCAUCACGCAAAUCUUUGUGGUCCUAGUCUACUGAAUUGUGUCGUGCGAAUCUUCCACUCAUGGAGAACUUUACUCUCGAUCAAGAGCCUCCACUUGGCGAUCCGUGGUUAGUGGCUGGCUGGUCAAUUGGAUUCGUUCCAACAUCCGUGGCUCUGAGGACCUCCGACGUUUGACCUUGUUUCGAGUUGCAAACUUUUGGAGAUCUGUGCAGGAAUUAUGAAGUGCGGGAGCGUUUAAAUGCAGCAUUGACAGGGUCAUUGACAAAGGUCCAUCUAUCGACGAGAUGUGGUCAGCACGCGGGACUUGACAACGCGUCAGUGAAGAAACCUGCACCAGAUCUGGCCGCCAGAUGAUCACAGACGGACCCACUUCCUCCAGCUAAACUUGCACGGGGAGCACAUCUGAUUGCACGUCUGGUCUCCAAAUUUGAUGAGAAAUCUGUUUCCAAAGUUGCCGGCAUUUUCUUUCCAUAUCACGGCGCAGAACCUCCUCUGAAUAUCCACGGGCAAUGAGGUCCAAAAUGCCAGAGCGUCAAUGUCGGGUGCGGUACUUAUCAGCACAGGGCACGAUGUCGAGAGUCACCAUUAUUUCACAACAUCCAUUUAUUACAACAGCCCUGAUCCGAUACUUGUCUCCGAGACUCCAUGCCGAUCUGGGGCCAUGGUGAUGUGACUUACUCAAGUCCUACUCCAACGAGAGUGCAAGUCUUCGAUUGAGACUGACGCUGACUCGUCCCCUUCCUACAUACAGAAGUCAAGCAUAGCUCUACCUGAACUUGAAUUUCCAAAUUCCGCCAACUUAUGGGAAAUUUUCAAGUCGAGCUGACUUUCAAGGAAGUUAAGCAUCGAGCGCAGGACACAAGUUUUCUCGGGCAUGCGUGAAAUUGAUGGGACGGCAGUGCUUUCAAGAGUUUUUGGAGUUCCCGUCGGUGGACAGUACUUCGUCUCAAUGGGAUCCAUGACGUCAGUCGAGUGCACGAUGCAUACUUGCUGUCACUGAGGGAGGCUUAAGGCCUAAGUUAUGUGAUGUAAUGAGUGGCGGCGAGUCCUCGCGUGUCGACAGAGAUCACUAAUCUCUGAACCUUUCCCAUCUGCUGCAUUUGGGGACUUCCCCAGAUGCUGCUUGUCACCAGUCUACCAGUAGGUCCAGAUCUGUAGGCAGUCUGUACAGGAAAGGAGGCACGAGAGGGGAGCCGAAAGGCACGAUGCCGAUGGCAGGAUGGAAUAAAUUCUGUCGGAUGAAGCUGUUGCAGUUGGAUGGGUUGCGCUUGGCGAGUCUGAGAGAAAGCUCCACCAUGGCAGACGAGAGCAGCAAACUGACUGCCAGGACUGUGUCGGGCCGUGAAGAGGACGAUUCCUGGUUAGUACGAGAUGCUAACACGAAAAAUCGAUCACCGGCUUCUCUACCAGCAUCACAGGAUGAAGUGGGGGGCAAUGACCCGGAGCAAGGGACGAGCCAUGGGGAGAGAGAUGUGUCCAUGUUGGAAGAAGAUGAUCAGAUUUUGGAGAUCAAAUCGGCCAGGUUUUAUCGACGGUCCAUUUUCAAAGAUUUGUUCUUUGCACUCAUUAGCUUCCUCACUGCCGGGCUAGCCAUGGUUUUUUGCUUCUCAUAUCCUCGACUAUAUGCGCGUCUGCGAUUCGUCCGAGUGAGGCAGACGGAUGUUACUGCCGAACGUGUGCUCGUGGAGAGCAUGGAUGAGAUUGAGUCCCUGGUUAAAAUUCACUGGAUUUUUGCGGGAGGUGAAGAGGGCUGGGUGCCUGCCGGCGAAGCUCGUCCCCCAUCUGAUGAGGUGAGAACAAAUCGAGAUCGGAUGUUUGUGUGGCGAGAAGAACGUUACUGGUACAACGAUCAAGAUGGAAGUUGGACCCGAAGAUCCUUCAAUGUUGAUGUCACAUACGCUGACCUGCAGUCUGUUGCACAUGACUGUGCCGUGAAGGAAAUGCGCUACGAUACUGUGAAGAGUCAGAAGUGUGAUGCCAGGAGAAAGCGUCUUCUGGUGUAUGGGCCUAAUGUGCUCACAGUAGAAGUGCCAAACUUAGGGCGAUUGUUGAUGACGGAGGUUUUCAAGCCAUUUUUCGUAUUUCAGGUCUUCUCCGUAAUCGUUUGGAUGUAUCAAGGCUAUCGCAUAUACGCCUACGUCAUCUUAAGCAUGACAGUGGUUUCAGUACUUUUCAACGUUUUCGAGACUCGUAGGAAUUUGAAAGCUGUCCAGAAGCUGGCAGCUUCUGAAUGUCUAGUGAAAAGGCUGACCCUUUCAACCAACAAAGCAGCAGACAUUGGGUUCAAAAAGGUCACUAUUUCUUCUUCCGAGCUACUUCCAGGAGACAUCGUAGAGGUUGAAGCAGGGAUGUCAUUUCCAUGUGAUUUGGUCCUCCUAGCAGGCCAGUGUGUGGUCAAUGAGUCGAUGCUGACCGGAGAAAGUGCCCCCGUUCCGAAGACACCAUUACCAUCCGGAUCAUCCGCAUUUGGGCAGGUGUUUCAAAGCAAGUCGGAGCGUGAUGGACGACACAUGCUACUCUCAGGUACUCUAGCGAUCCAGAUCAGGGGCUCCUCCGAUCCUCGUAUGCAUCAAAUGUCUGGCUCUGAUGGCAGUGAUCAACAUGCUUCCAUUUGGCAGUUUCUAAGCCUGCAGCACUCGCAGGCAGCUUCUUCUAGUACGAAGGAGGACACUGCACCAGUAGCGGCGAUGGUCAUAUCAACGGCGUAUGGAACUGCUAAGGGGCACCUCGUUAGGGCUAUUCGAUUUCCUAAACCUUCGAAAUACAACUUCGAAAGGAAGCUGUAUCAUUUUGUAGCUAAUAGUGCCAUAUACUUGGUCGUCGUCUGUGCUGCCACAAUAUAUUUUCAAGUCGGAAAGGAAUCAGCCAUGACUAUUUUCGAAGCAUGUAUCAAUCUUGUAACAAUCGCCGUUCCAGCAGCAUUACCCCUAGCACUUUCUAUCGGUAUAUCUGUGUCUUUCAAGCGUUUACAGGGAAAGGGUGUGUACUGCAUAAACCCAGGUCGUAUAGUUAGCGUAGGUCGAGUGGACACUUUGUGCUUUGACAAAACUGGAACGAUCACCGAGGACGGGCUGAAUCUCAAGGGCGUGGUUGUCGUCAAGAAGUGCGAAAAUGAAACUUUGAACACGACGAUGGGCUGCGGGAAAUUGGAGAAGGAUCCUCAUGCCGUGUUCCUUCAAGGGCAACAGGCUCUUCUUGUACGUUCGUCAGUGGGGGAUUCGGCUGAUAGGAAUUCUGUAUCUUCACUUGGACUGUUUUACACUCUGGCAGCAUGCCACGAUAUCUCACUCUUGGAUCACAUGGAAACAGGAUCUGGCAUUGCAAAGGGAGAUGAAAUCAAGAAGGUGAUUGGGGUGAAAAUAUCAGCAGAAUGGCUGCGACGUUUUCCUACAGUCUGUAGAGAAUUCUUUUCUAAAAACUCUUACGCGAACCCGUCGGAUACAACUAUCGUUGAACACGAUCCGGGAAUCGUACAGGAAAGAUACCAGUUCAUUGGAGAUCCUCUGGAGAUUCAAAUGUUUACCAGUACAGGUUGGAGAUACAUGGCCCGUCCAUUCGAAGAGAUUUCACCGUCUGUGCGCAGACCAGAUUCUCCGACACAUUGGACAAAUGCUCUUUCGGCCGUGGAUACUGUGAUCAUGCCCCCAACAGAGGUUGACUCGAAGCCACUUCUUGCUGUACUGAGGAAAUUUGCUUUUGACUCUGAAAUACGGAUAAUGAGCACCAUAGUACUUGAGCUGCCCUCUAUCGAUUCAACUUUAGACGAUGCCAGAAGCUGGAUUCUCGUCAAAGGUGCUCCUGAAAGUUUGCAGGAAAAUUGCGUCCCUGAAUCACUACCGCACGAUUUUCACACUCAGCUCCAAACUCUCACCGCCGAAGGCUAUCGCGUUCUGGCUUGUGCCUAUCGAUUGCUUGGAUCAAUGACUAUACCUCAGAUGAUGGUAGCAAAGAGGAAGCACAUGGAGAGCGAAUUGAUAUUCAGCGGUUUCUUGGUGAUGGAGAACAAACUCAAACCAGAAACAUCGGGAGUUUUGCUUCAGCUUGCUAAGGCUGGGCUCCGAGAAAUCAUGGUGACAGGAGACAACCCUUUUACUGCAGCUGCAGUGGCCAGGCAGUCUGGCCCGUAUUUUCUGAAGCCUGGAUGUCGAACAUAUCUGCUAGAUCGGGCUCCUGACUCCAACCCUGAGAGAUACAAAAGCCGCUGUGUUCUAACGAGUUUUGAUACUGAAGGGAGAUCUGAAAUUGACGUUGACACCUUUUUAUUACCCCAACCAACGGACGCUGGUAGCAGUAACAAACUCAAGACCUCAGGUGGAAGUGGGGGUGCUGUCAAUCUGGUGGUUACUGGACGCGCAUUCUCUGCCCUUCUACAGCAGCAUGAACAUUUGGUAGAACAAUAUACGGAGCGGACGGGAUCCACUCCAGUCAAAAUUAUGGAGUGUAUCACACCUUUGCAUAUGGUCCUUACUCAGGCCGGUAUCUUCUCCCGGAUGUCUCCCCAGCAUAAGAUGGAGCUGAUGCGAAGCCUACAAGACCUUGGCUACGUUGUGUGCAUGACUGGAGAUGGAGCAAAUGACUCGGGUGCAUUGAAAGCCGCUGACGUCGGAAUCAGCAUUGCAAGCAAGCCUGCUGCGAGCACGGACACAAUGGCGGCUGGGCCCAGUAUAGCCGCUCCUUUCUCGACUAAGCUUGCUCACAUUGGAGUUGUGCCCAUGGUCCUAUCUGAGGGGCGAUGUGCCUUAGUAAGUGCCACGGUUAUGUUUAAAUACAUGUUCUUCUAUGGUCUGAUUCAAGCGACUUCGGUCAUCGUUCUCUACAGGCUUCGGCUAGAAUUGUUCGACAACCAGUAUCUAUGGGCAGAUUUGGGCCUGGUAUUCCCCCUCGUACUGUUCAUGCCUGCAACUCAUCCCAGAAAGGAGCUGACUCGUGGCAGACCUGAAGGCAAUUUAUUGGCACUUCCCAUUCUCAUCAGCGUUUAUGGUCAAACUGUAUUCAUCAUGGCAUUCCAGGUGAUAGCACAAGUAUACCUUGAACAGCAGAGCUGGUACGAGAGGGCAAACGAUGAAAACGCAGAUCGUUUCGACUCGCAGCACAAUCAGAACACCACCGUCUCCUUCCUAUUUGCUUCAUUUCAGUACGUGGCUACGGCGCUCACGUUGAGCCAAAGCUUCGGGCUGUUCAGAAACUCACUCCUGUCGAACGUGCCGCUGACGGCGACUCUGAUCUGCCAGUUCGUCCUGUCCUCGCUCUUCCUGCUGAAACCGAUGCACUUCUCAUUCCAUUCGUUCGGCCUCGUGGACCUGUCGCAGCACCGGCAUUUCCUGCUGGGCCUGUGGCUGCUGGCCGUGGGAAACUCGCUCCUCUUCGUCGUCUUCGAGCGCUACGCCGUCUUCCACAAGUCCACCGAGCUCGACAUGUCCGACACUCCGCGGGGCGAAGCAGGCCCGGGGGGAAGUGCGAACGCGGCGGGGCUGGAUCGCAUGCGAAGGCUGCUCAGAGGCCAGGAGGCCUUCUGCCUACCGGGACGGCCGGUGGUUCGAGACUUUUUCCAGGUCGCGGAGGUCGCAGGGCCGCUUUGGGCCCGGCUUUCGUGAACCUGACGACCGAAGAAGGCCGGUCAUCAGAAUAUUCCACACUGCGUCCUCUUUUGCAGAUCUGCCGGGAAUGCUAAUCAUCGGGAGAUUAAGGCCGGAUUUAAUUACCGGGUGGUUAAUGCUGGAAUUAAAAUUGAUGUUUUCAUUCUAAUCCGAGCUUCGUUGAUACGCCUCGAAAAGUAAUCUUGUCGUUUCUUCAUACCCUCUCCCUUCCCAUCACCGCCGGCACCACGUCUGCGACCUGACGGGCUGGCCGGGUGACCGGCUGACGACCGAGCCCGGAAGGCGAAGGUUUUUUGUGAUGAUUGCUUUCCGAGUAUCAUUAGUUUGUAGACACUUGGGGGCACCAAGCAAUCAAACUCGUACUCUCUGUCGUUGUAAUAUAUGGUUCAAGGUCAUUGAACUCUUCUCUCGCAAUAAACAAAUCCAUUCGUUCUUAAAAC